AUGACCCCCUCGACAUGGACGAUCCUCGUUGGAUCGGUACUGCUCUACUUAGCCUUGCAAGGCUCAGUGUUUGAGCUAUUAUGGUUGAUACUUGCCAUUGUCGAUAGCUUCCGGGCGCUCCGGGUGAUCAGGCCAAAUGGACGGACCGUAGGCAAAGCUACGAGGCGCAAGGCGAUGACGGAGACUCUUGUCAGCUGGAUCGCAUAUGCUGCGAUCGAACAAGCCGAGCCAAUCAUCUCUCGGUUAUUCGGCUGGCUGCCGUUCUACGCCCCGCUCAAAGCGAUCGCGUGCCUAGCCUUCCUUUUCCUCCGUCAGCCUGCAUCUGGUGCUAUCUACACGUCUCUCCUCCGCCCCUUCUUUAGGCAGUACGAAAAGCCCAUCGACCUCAUCCUUCUCCUCCUUCACUCCCUAUCUGCCGUCAUCGUCCACUUCGGCGUCACUAUCCCUCUCAGCCUUGCUGCAGACGCUAUCAAGCGGAUCAGAUUGGCCGUCACGCGAACGAUGACCUCACCUUCGCAAACCCCGACCGGUAACAGGAUCGCUGUGCAGACAGAAACGGUCGUAAUCAGCGACGAGGACGAUGCGGACGAUAUUGUCCCAAUCGAAGCCAAUGUGUCUCUAUCGACCCCUCAUGUUCCCGGUCGGCUCCUCCGUUCGGCGCGAAAACCAGCUGCGAGCUCGCGCCAAAUCUCUCGCGCCGAAGUAGGGGAGAGCUCAACAUCAGGCCUGAUCUCUCCGUCCAAGUCAAUCAGGCCAUCUGACGGCUCUCCAGAGGCGAUGCAUCACCGGCAUCUGUCCCCUGGGCCCCGUAUCCAGGCGGCCGAGGGUAGCCGCCGGGUCAUGGAGCCAGAAACACCUCGGCGGUCAUCUCGCCGACGGGCCAGGUUUCUGCUUGAUGAGGGGGAGAGGCUGGACGAGAUUGCCGAGGGAGGACAGGAGGUACCAGAAGACGACGGCCCAACAUCUUCACGUCCGGCUUAUACGCCCUCGUCGUCCUCGCUACCCGCUGCAGCAGUCACGGCCCGCCCUGCCCAAACGUCAACAUCGGCGCCGCGAAGACCCGCCUCGCCUUCUGGCGAUGCGGAAGCUGGCCCGUCUAGGCUAUACCCGUCCCUACCCGUCUUCCCAUCCGUUCCGACUGCCCUGGCGUCGUCCUCGUCCAUGACGCUGUCCGGUACCGGCCUCGGACCCGUUCCGCACGGGGCAAAGGCGUCAAUCAAGCGUUUGGUAUCAUCCGGGUCCGGGAUCCUUUCCACCUCCACCGCGACGACAACCACGUCCGCCCGGCCCAUUCGCCGCGCCCCGCUCCGGGUCCGGCCAGACGAUCCUCUCCAUCCGACCGCCUCACUCGCCGCCGCACCAUCCAGGGCUCGCGCGACAGCUUCGUCCGGAUCCGGCGCGAGAGCAUCGGCCAGGAAUGUACAGGCGGCCUUCACGCGCCCAAGAGCGCUGGAUCGGACGUCAGCGUCGUCCGGAUCUUCAGGGGAUUCCGGGAACAGCAACUCUGCUCGGCUGCCCCAGGCCAAGAAGCGGAACGAGGAGAACCGCGCGGUAGGGUCAACGGAGGAGGAUGGCUCGAAGGAGGCAGGCGGGAGGGAGAUAAGCGGAGCGCACCGGCCCGACUGGAGAGCGGGGUGA
This is a messenger RNA of Dioszegia hungarica, 1638 nucleotides long. RefSeq lists its product as uncharacterized. The record is from RefSeq and is a predicted model, not a curated record. The transcript is spliced from 5 exons. The coding region runs from base 1 to 1638 and encodes 545 amino acids. NCBI's taxonomy places the organism in Eukaryota, Fungi, Basidiomycota, Tremellomycetes, Tremellales, Bulleribasidiaceae.